AUUUUUUCGUUUGCCAUGAUAUAUUGGUUGUCAUAAAUUGUUUCAACUGUAGGCCCUGUUUCAACUCUGGGGUUUACCGGCUGUCUGCACCAAAUUCCACAGUGUUUAGCUGGCAGCACCUUGAGAAAUUAUCUCCAACACCACAAGCAUAACGCCACAUGACGGGAAAAGUCCGUGUGCUCUUUCUUCUUGUGGAUGGCAUCGGCGAUGUGUCGGUUCCGGAGUUCGGGGACAGGACACCGCUCGAAGUGGCCCAUGUUCCGCAUUUAGAUGCUAUUGCAGCGGCUGGCCUGACUGGGCUGAUGGACCCCGUGGAACCGGGCUUGGCGUGUGGCAGUGACACGGCGCACAUGUCCCUUUUCGGAUACGAUCCCAGGAUUCACUACCGGGGCCGGGGCGCCUUUGAGAGCAUGGGCGCCGGUAUCCCCAUGGCCCCGGGUGAUAUCGCCUUCAAGUGCAACUUCGCCACUUUGGACUCCGCCAGCGGCAUCGUAGUGUCGCGCCGCGCGGACCGUCACUUUGAGCACGUGGGACCCGUGUUGUGCGCGGCACUAGACGGCCUCCCUCUGCCCGGCUACCCCCAGCACUCCGUGUCGGUCAAGUACGCCACAGAGCACCGAUGCGGGGUGGUGGUCCGGGGACCGGGGCUCACGGAUGCGGUCGGGGACACGGAUCCGCUCAAGGACAAACUCCCCCUCAAGCGUUCCGUGCCGACUGACGACACCGCCGAGGCGCAGUUCACUUCGGGGCUGGUCAACGCCGUGAGUGAUGCCUUCCGCGCAGUGCUGGAGACCCACCCCGUCAACCAGCGCCGCGCCGCGGAGGGUCAGCAGGUGGCCAACGUGGUGCUGCUCCGGGGCUGCGGCAGCCGCAUCCGGGUGCCCUCAUUCCAGCAACGACACGGCAUGCGGCCCUGCCUGGUGGCGCCCACGAAGAUCAUCGCAGGCUUGGGUAUGUCUUUUGACAUGGACGUCCUGGAUGCCCCCGGGGCCACUGGCUCGUACGACAGCAUGUUCCAUGCCAAGGCUGAGACAAUUUGCGACGCGCUCACGGGCGGCAACCGGCCGCCAGCACCCCCCAUGAAAGCAGCGCCGCCGCUGCAGCAACAAGGACAGGGAGAAAGUGGGGGUGGCGGGGAUGGGAAGGCCGCGGAACCCGCCGUGGAGGCCACGGAGGACGAGGGUGCUAAUCCGGCCUGGGAGCCUGGACGGAGGGGUCCCGCAAUGGAGGCUGGGGUGGCCGGUAGUAGCGGCGGCUACGAGUUUGGUUUUGUGCAUGUCAAGGCUGUGGACGAUACAGGCCACGAUCGGAUGCUUCAGAAUAAGGCAGGAGGCGGUCAGGGGCAGGCCUGGUCAGGGGCAGGCCUGGUCUUAACCGGAAGCCUGCAGAUUACGGGAUGGGUCCGCUUCCUCGAGGUGGUGGACCGCAUGGUGGCUCAGAUGCUGCGGCGGCUGUGGCAGGCGGAGGCGGCGGGGCGGGGCCGCUACCUGGUGGUGCUGGCGGGAGACCACUCCACGCCCGUGGUGUUCGGAGACCACUCCAACGAGCCGGUGCCCUUCGCCAUAGCAAGCGUGCGACACGCAGUGGAGGCCCUGGGCGGCCCGGCCUACAUCGAGAACGUCCCUCUGGGCCCCAUCCCGCUUCCCGACAUCAAGAAUCCACCGCCCUUCACGGAGCUGCGCAAGCAGGCUGCCUUCAAGGAUGCGCGCCGCAAGGCCGCCUGGGCGGGCCGGCCAUGGGAUCCCGCAAUGCCGGCCGAGUUGUUCGGGCCGUGGCGGGAGCCCUGGCCCCAGGCAGUGCGAGGCGAUCCCGUGCGCUCCUAUGACGAGGUGUCGGUGGCGCGGGGCGCACUGGGGCGGUUUCCUGGCUCUCAGGUCAUGGGGUUGGUAAAGCAGUUUGCCGGGUUUGCGGCGCCAGCGUGAAAAUAGAAGCGGUAAAGGUGGAGUGGAGCAACCAGUUAUUGUGGCACUUCCGCCUUAUGUGAGGGGGGCGAAGUGAUGCCAAGGCCACUGGGGGCCAAGGUGAGGGGUACGGCUGGCGCAUGAGCUGCAAGGUGCACUUACAAUGAAUGAAUUCGGUAUCCCUCACGGACAUCGGAGUUGCACGGGCCUGAACACCCCUGAACACCCCGGCAGUUUAACAUUACGACCUGUAACUUCUGUCGCCUUCUACACACACACACAUACACUUGCACAUAAACUCGUCUGUGAAUGACAUGGCCGUGCAAUAUCACCCCUGAUCACAAGCAAACAAAAUCGCACGCGAAAGGUUCGGACUAGGAUUAAUGUUUUGCAAACCUGCAUGUUGUAUGCCUGUACGUCUGUCGGUCCAGACAGAUCAUAGGCAGGGCAAAGCAGUUUUUAUUGAGCCCCAUUCCGUCCACGAUGAAUGCAAAAGCCAGCAUUACCCCGCUGGCAGGAGGCGUUCGGGGAGGUCAAAUCGCAUGGCCCUCCCUUAGAUUCAAAGCCCUAACGGGGAUUAUUCGGCAUGUCUCUGUUAAGGUUAAGAUCCCCCCUUCCAGACCCCGAAGGCGGAAGGUUAGACCAUACCAUACAAAUGCUUGCAUUGCACCCUGCUCAUAGACGAUACACGAAUGCUAUCUUAAUACACAUUAUGAAGGGAAAGUCCGCCAACAGAAGACAAAAUGCACCUCCGCUCGCUUUUGUAGUGUUACGUAGUAGCAGAUGCACCAGCAUGUGGACGUUACGAAUAUCGAACAAUACGAGUAAUGAUGCACAUGCAGCAGUGCUUAUACUGCCCUUCCCAGGUCCCCCUCCAACUAAGGGCAAUCCAGGUGGAGGG
Volvox carteri f. nagariensis is the source of this 2802-nucleotide messenger RNA. RefSeq lists its product as uncharacterized. Gene Ontology annotation, molecular function: metal ion binding. The coding region runs from base 159 to 1922 and encodes 587 amino acids. The record is from RefSeq and is a predicted model, not a curated record. The transcript is spliced from 9 exons. Lineage: Eukaryota; Viridiplantae; Chlorophyta; Chlorophyceae; Chlamydomonadales; Volvocaceae.